Messenger RNA from Strongylus vulgaris, 516 nucleotides. The record is from the annotation of a GenBank genome assembly. Lineage: Eukaryota; Metazoa; Nematoda; Chromadorea; Rhabditida; Strongylidae.
AUGAUUCCGGGAAAAAAAGUAGGAAAGACCGCUCUAAAGAUCAUUCUAGCGAAAAGGUACGUGGAAAGUUUUAUCACUAAAUGGAACGAUAUCGUUUUUAUUAUAAUUAAGGCACCGCUAGCAAAAAUGCAAGCUGAAAUUGACAACUACAGAAGCGCCUUAAGCUGUCUGGCGGAGCUAUUGAAAGAAAUUGAAAUGGGAGUUGAAGAACGCGAAUCUUUCUACAAGGAUAAGGUUGCAUCCUUGGAAAAUGCGCUUGAAAAAGCUAGUGCUGUGGCAGCUUCGUCUGACCGUCUUAAACGAGAGCUUAGGGAAUGUGAGCUUCUGAAAAAGGUUUGCAUGUUUUGUAGACGUUUCAGAGUGGAUGCAUGUCUGAUUGCUGCUAUUCUAAUUGCUUGCUCAAUUUACUUCACUUUACUGCAUUGUCUAGAAAUUUGUCUUGCUGACCGCUGUGUUGACCCUAAAACUAUAGUAUGUGGCGUUUUUGGAAAAUUCCGCGGGAAGGAUGUGGGAUGA